Molecule: messenger RNA, 2750 nt
Organism: Drosophila melanogaster (fruit fly)
Lineage: Eukaryota; Metazoa; Arthropoda; Insecta; Diptera; Drosophilidae
Gene: SdhA
Product: succinate dehydrogenase, subunit A (flavoprotein)
Exons: 4
Coding region: 229-2214 (661 amino acids)
Biological process (GO): tricarboxylic acid cycle; electron transport chain
Cellular component (GO): respiratory chain complex II (succinate dehydrogenase); mitochondrial inner membrane
Molecular function (GO): succinate dehydrogenase (quinone) activity; oxidoreductase activity, acting on the CH-CH group of donors; flavin adenine dinucleotide binding
Source: RefSeq, marked reviewed
AGCGAGUCAGUGAACCGAACUGCAGUGCCGACGAGCGGCAGUUCACACACAACAUUUGAAAGUUUGUAAACUUUUCCUUUUUCGAUCACAUAGACACAUCGAUACACGUAGUUAUUUGUUUUUAUUUUGUACCAACACCAAACACCCCAUCUUACAAGCGCGUAAAACCUCGUUUUCGGUCCAAUCUCUUGCAGAAUCUUGCAGUAGAACCUCACAGCCCAGCCAAACAUGUCCGGAAUCAUGCGUGUGCCAUCGAUUUUGGCCAAAAAUGCAGUCGCCUCCAUGCAACGUGCCGCAGCCGUUGGAGUGCAGCGCAGUUACCACAUCACACACGGCCGCCAGCAGGCCUCGGCGGCGAAUCCGGACAAGAUAUCGAAGCAGUACCCGGUGGUGGAUCACGCCUACGAUGCGAUCGUCGUGGGAGCAGGAGGAGCCGGCUUGCGGGCGGCUUUUGGCCUGGUGGCUGAGGGAUUUCGCACGGCGGUGAUCACCAAGCUUUUCCCCACCCGCUCGCACACGAUCGCCGCCCAGGGCGGUAUCAAUGCCGCUCUCGGCAACAUGGAGGAGGACGACUGGAAGUGGCACAUGUACGACACGGUCAAGGGCUCCGAUUGGCUGGGCGACCAGGAUGCCAUCCACUACAUGACCCGCGAGGCGCCCAAGGCUGUCAUUGAGCUGGAGAACUACGGCAUGCCCUUCUCGCGUACCCAGGACGGUAAGAUCUACCAGCGCGCCUUCGGUGGACAGAGUCUGAAGUUCGGCAAGGGCGGACAGGCCCAUCGCUGCUGUGCUGUGGCUGAUCGUACUGGUCACUCGCUGCUGCACACGCUAUACGGUCAAUCGCUGAGCUACGACUGCAACUACUUUGUGGAGUACUUUGCCCUGGAUCUGAUCUUCGAGGACGGCGAGUGCCGUGGUGUGCUGGCCCUGAACCUGGAGGAUGGCACACUGCACCGAUUCCGCGCUAAGAACACGGUCAUUGCCACCGGUGGAUAUGGACGAGCAUUCUUCUCCUGCACCUCGGCGCACACAUGUACCGGUGACGGUACUGCUAUGGUUGCACGCCAGGGACUGCCCUCUCAGGAUCUGGAGUUCGUGCAGUUCCAUCCUACUGGCAUCUACGGCGCCGGAUGUCUCAUCACCGAGGGCUGCCGCGGUGAGGGUGGUUACCUGAUCAACGGUAAUGGUGAGCGCUUCAUGGAGCGCUAUGCUCCUGUGGCCAAGGAUCUGGCCUCUCGCGACGUCGUCUCGCGGUCGAUGACCAUCGAGAUCAUGGAGGGUCGUGGCGCUGGACCCGAGAAGGAUCACGUGUACCUGCAACUGCACCACUUGCCGCCCAAGCAGCUCGCGGAGCGUCUGCCUGGCAUCUCCGAGACCGCCAUGAUCUUCGCCGGUGUUGAUGUGACCCGUGAGCCCAUCCCCGUGUUGCCCACCGUGCAUUACAACAUGGGCGGUGUGCCGACUAACUAUCGCGGCCAGGUAAUCACCAUUGACAAGGAUGGCAAGGAUGUGAUUGUGCCGGGACUGUAUGCCGCUGGUGAGGCUGCUUCCAGCUCGGUGCAUGGUGCCAACCGUCUGGGUGCCAACUCUCUGCUGGAUCUGGUGGUCUUCGGACGUGCAUGCGCCAAGACCAUCGCCGAGCUGAAUAAGCCUGGUGCACCGGCUCCCACCCUCAAGGAAAACGCUGGCGAGGCCUCUGUUGCUAACCUCGAUAAGCUGCGCCAUGCCAACGGCCAGAUCACCACCGCCGAUCUGCGUCUGAAGAUGCAGAAGACCAUGCAGCAUCAUGCUGCUGUGUUCCGCGAUGGCCCCAUCCUGCAGGACGGUGUGAACAAGAUGAAGGAGAUCUACAAGCAGUUCAAGGACAUCAAGGUUGUCGAUAGGUCGCUUAUCUGGAACUCCGAUCUGGUGGAGACGCUGGAGCUGCAGAAUCUGUUGGCCAAUGCCCAGAUGACUAUUGUGAGCGCUGAGGCGCGCAAGGAAUCGCGAGGUGCCCACGCCCGCGAGGACUUCAAGGUUCGCGAGGAUGAAUACGAUUUCAGCAAGCCCCUGGAUGGUCAGCAGAAGAAGCCCAUGGAUCAGCACUGGCGCAAGCACACGCUCUCGUGGGUGUGCAAUGACAACGGAGACAUUACGCUGGACUACAGAAACGUGAUCGAUACCACGCUGGACAACGAAGUCUCUACUGUUCCACCAGCGAUUCGCUCCUAUUAAAUCAAGACUUGGAGUUGCAGAACACCCGCAUAUACACCCCAUACCAUCACUCGUACGGAUGUCUACUUAAACGUCUUUGUGGGCGCCAGUAAAUAAAUUUUGUCAAAUCGCCAAAUGAGCCGCAAUAUGCUACCAAUUGGUAACUGGGAACUCGGCAGCGGUUCCGGGCAUUUUGUGAUGAAACGUAAAUCCAGAUUUUCUAUACACCUAUAAAUCUUUCAAAUCCUUAUUACUACUCCGCUGAUUCUACUUAGUUUCACUGUAAGCUGCCCUCCAUUUGGUUACUGUUUGGUUGUCGGUUAUUUACAUUAUUACAUAAGCGAAAAAUGUGUGUGAGUAGACAACGAGUUAGGUCUGAGGCGAUAUUGACUACGCAGCCUGUUUAGAAGCAAAUGAAAACAAAUCCAACUACACUUUUCUAGUAUUUGUUAAACUUAUUAAAUUAUUAAAACGAAAACGUGUAAAAACAAUAAAAAAAGAACAAAAGUCGAAACGUUUGCUAUACAUUAAAUAAAUGUAAUGAAGAUUAAGUGCGC